Molecule: messenger RNA, 3979 nt
Organism: Anolis sagrei ordinatus
Lineage: Eukaryota; Metazoa; Chordata; Lepidosauria; Squamata; Anolidae
Gene: AMPH
Product: amphiphysin
Biological process (GO): synaptic vesicle endocytosis
Cellular component (GO): plasma membrane; synaptic vesicle; cytoplasm
Molecular function (GO): protein binding; phospholipid binding
Source: RefSeq, a predicted model, not a curated record
CCUCCGCCUCCUCCUCCUCGGCUUCUCUCGCCUGCCUUUCCCUCGCUGUCUCCGCUCGCUUCGCUCCUUCGGCGGCCUCCCUGGAACCAGCCGCCAUGGCCGACAUGAAGACGGGCAUCUUCGCCAAAAACGUCCAAAAGAGGCUGAGCAGGGCGCAGGAAAAGGUACUUCAGAAAUUAGGUAAAGCUGAUGAAACAAAGGAUGAACAAUUUGAAGAGUAUGUUCAAAAUUUCAAACGGCAAGAGGCAGAAGGUUCCAGGCUCCAAAAAGAACUCAGAGGAUAUUUAGCUGCAAUCAAAGGCAUGCAGGAUGCAUCAAAGAAGCUUACAGAGUCUCUCCAUGAGGUAUAUGAGCCUGAAUGGUACGGCCGGGAAGAUGUAAAAACGGUUGGAGAGAAAUGUGAUGUGCUUUGGGAAGAUUUCCAUCAAAAGUUGGUAGAUGGAUCAUUAUUGACCUUGGAUACAUAUCUGGGACAGUUUCCCGAUAUAAAGAAUCGUAUUGCAAAGCGGAGCAGGAAACUGGUGGACUAUGACAGUGCAAGGCAUCACUUGGAAGCUUUGCAGAGUUCAAAAAGAAAAGACGAAGGCAGAAUUACCAAGGCCGAAGAAGAGUUUCAGAAAGCACAGAAAGUAUUUGAAGAUUUUAAUACUGAUUUGCAAGAAGAGCUGCCAUCUUUAUGGUCAAGGCGAGUUGGCUUUUAUGUGACCACAUUCAAAAAUAUAUCUAGCCUUGAAGCCAAAUUUCACAAAGAAAUCACUUUGCUAUGCCACAAACUUUAUGAGGUGAUGACAAAACUUGGAGACCAGCACGCUGACAAAGCCUUCACCAUACUUGGAGCCCCUAGUGACUCCGGUCCACUACGCAUUGCAAAAACUCCAUCCCCACCUGAUGAGGAAUCACCUCCACUGAGUCCAGAAGCAAGUCCGAAUCAUACUCUGGCAGCACCAUCUUCUCCAGCACCAGCACGGCCUAAAUCUCCCUCGCAGCUGAGGAAAGGGCCACCUGUCCCACCGCUGCCAAAACUCACACCAACGAAAGACCUGCAACAGGAGAAUAUUAUUAGCUUGUUUGAUGACAACUUUGUUCCAGAAAUAAAUGUGACAACUCCUUCACAGAAUGAAAUUCUCGAACCUAAAAAAGAAGAGUCUUUGUUAGAUCUGGACUUUGAUCCUUUCAGACCUGAUGCUGCACCAGCGGUGGCGGCCCCUUCACCAAUGUCUCAGACGCUACCCUGGGAUUUAUGGACGACAAGCAAUGAACUGGUGCAGCCGCCCGAUUCUUCAAAAAGUCUUUCCCUGUGUAACCUGGUCAUGGAGGAAAACCCCAACAGUGGGUCAUCAGAAGAUUUUAAUAAAUCCCAAACUGAUCUAGGUUCACUCAACUUGGACCUAGAUAGUAGUACAGCCAGUGAGAAGCAGGAAAAGGAUGCAGGUGGUGGUCCUUUCCCUGAGGCAGAGCAAACCUCAACAGAAUCGUCUGUUGCACUGGCAACUACGACUUGGUCUGCAGUGGGCCAGCAAGAGGAUGGUGUCACUUGGACAGCCUCUCUAGAUGAAAGUGAAACCAAUUUCCCGGAACCAUACCAGGACUCAGGCCACAUUAUGGACAGUGACACAGAUUUGGUGGAGACAAACGAGCCUUUAAUGGAUGAAACUUUGGCCGAAAGGCCUGCAAUGGGAACUGAUAGCUUUUUCGAUGGAGACCCAUUUAGUAUGGAAAAGACAGAAGAAGAUAAACAGGAAACAGAAGAGUCUUUGUGGGCAAAUGUGGAACCAUAUGAAAAGGUACCCGGCAGUGCUUUUAAUGGAUUCUCACAGGAUACUUCCCUAUUCUCAAUGCAACCAAGUCAGAAUGUGGUGGAUAACAUGGCUGAUACAGAAGAGGCACCAUCUUUAGAGGUCCAAGCAGAGGAAGCCCCGGGGGCACCUGAAACGGUUGACACUACUGUUGAGCCAGAAGCACAGCCGGCAGAGGCUGCUGGUGAGCCAGCAGCUGACACUGUGGAUGCUGUAGAAUCAGGGGAUAAGGAGACACCAGGACAUGAUGAGAAAGAGUGUGAGUUACAGAUGGAUUCUGUGGUUGAAGAUGCUGCUGAACCGGAGGGCGUUGAUGUAACUCCUGUAAUAGAAGGUGGCAAGGUUGCUGAUAUUGCUGCAACUGGUGUUCAGGAAAGUGACAUACCUUCCAUUGAAGAAAAGGCAGAAGAAUCUCAGGAAAACCUCAGCAACAUUCCUUCAGUAGUCAUAGAGCCUGCAUCCAACAAUGAAGGGGAUGGAGAAGACCACGAGGUUCUAGUGAAUGAAUCUAAAGAUGCUGUGGAAGAUCCUGGCACUCAGGGCACUGAAGGCAUAGCUAGCGAAACAUCAGAGGCUGUGAAAGAGCCAAAAAGCAACAAAGAUGUGCAGCCUGCAUCUUCCGAGGAACAGCCUGCAUCAACAGAUGAUGGCAUGCCACCCGGCUUCCUCUAUAAGGUUGAAGUUCUCCAUGAUUUUGAGGCAGCCAACAGCGAUGAGCUGAAUUUGCAGAGGGGAGACACUGUAUUAGUAAUCCCAUCGUCAGCUGCUGAUCAAGAAGCCGGCUGGAUAACAGGCAUUAGGGAAUCUGACUGGCUUCAAUACAGAGAUCUAACUUCGUAUAAAGGACUGUUCCCCGAGAACUUCAUCCGACGUUUGGAGUAGUUCUCAGUUCAAAGGUAUAAAGUGUGUUGUAGGAAGCUCGGUCCUGACAUUCUGCACCUCUCCAAUGUGCAGGAGUCCACCUUUAGAGUCAAGCCAUCAUGGUUUAGACUGAUGCCAGACAAAAACAUGGGUGACACAUAUCAAAUGAGCAUGAUUGCAAGAAAUUCAAAGCUAGCAUAUUCUGAAGCAGUAUGCGGGGGGGAAAUGUCCUUAUUUGUUCACAUGUACGUGACAACAGAUUUGUUUGUAUUUGGUCAAAGCUAUGGUGAUCCUGUAACCUGAUCCUUUCCUGUGCAAAUCUGAGUAGCCUCCGCAAUACCAGAACCUUAACUUGUCUGCACUAAAUGUCUUGUAUUGAGUUGCUGCACUGCAGAAGACUUGAUUUAAUUAUCCUGUAGAACUAUGGUCAAACUAUUAUAAUUUCAAUGUCUUAUAAAAAAAUUCUGCAAUGUUUUUCAGUGUUCUUUUCAAGCAUACAUAUCUAUCGAUAUAUAUACACAUAUACAUACACAGAAACAAAUGAACAUGUACUGUGUAUAUAUAUGUGGCAAAAGGGUUAUAUGGGGGCCAACCAGCUGCAUUAUGUGCUACACACAACAGGCAUAGCAAGAGGUCUGGUAAAGCCUGACAGGAAUUGGAUGGUUCACAAGCCUGACCAAAGCAUAGUCAGGCCUGCAGUUCAUUACUCAGCUUAGUACACUAGAAAGCGGAUCACAUCUAGGGAUGAGAUUUUGGCCUUGGUUUGUGGCACAUUUGCCAAAAGGUUACUCACCCCUGAUUAUCUACAGUAGUACACAUAUCUUACCCAUUCAUUUUAGAUCCUUGAUGUAGUAUUGUUCAUAUUGGCAUUUGCUCUUAUUGUCUGACAUUAAAGAAUUCUGUUCCAAGUGGAAAUUAGCUGCUCCAUUGCCAAACCAUCAGUAACAUCUGCGUUUGUAAUGCAAAAUUAUCAUUUCAAGACAAAGAAGUUAUCAAAAUUACACUCAAAGCUGCUACAACACCAAGGAAGGCAUGGCUCAGUCGCCUCUAUAUUACCAACUGCUACAGCUAGGGAUGAGAUAAUUCUGAUAAAGGGUGUUACAAUACUAAUUUUAUCUUAUUUAUGAACUUAACUGGAUGGAUAAGCAAAAUUCUAUUCUAAAGAUAAAUGAACACUAUAUUUUCACUAUAUGUACUUAUGCAGCACACCUUCAACAAUCCCUUGAAAGUAAAUACGAUAUAUCCUGUACCAAGAAAUCAUCUGUAACUAUUGUUUUUCAGUGUUGUGUCAUUGCAAAUAAAUCUUUGAUCGGCUCCAGAAA